CCUGCUGGCAUGUUGCAUGCUCCUUUUUUUGAAGCUGGACAACCACAAGCUUGGAAGUAUGGUGCCUUUGGAACACAAUUGGCAGCACAGAUGUUUCAAGCCUUUAAUGUGAAAGGUCUGCAGUACCAAGAAUAUGGUCAGCUAGAGAAAUGGAUGUCUAAUUCUUCUAUGAAAAUAUUCCAAGAUCGGGUGAAAUGUUUAAAGAACCAAAUGUCUAAGCCAUCAAACAAGAUUAAAAAGCUAAACCCUACAUUAUGGGGUGAUGAAGUACUGACUGAUGUUGGUGGUGUGAAGCUUGCUUUCCAGGUAACCAAUCCAGGUUUAUUAUUUCUUACAUUAAGGUAUGUUGUCACCUGUUACACAUCCAAUAUUAUUUUCUUGUGGACAUCUACCUUUACUACAUCAGGAAAUUUCUUGACAAAUUUUAACUGUUUCCUGUUUUUACUAUAAUAACUUCAAGAUAUGCAAUAGUGUUUUGUGCUUUUACUGUAGUAACUCCAAGAUAAACACUCUUUCCUGCUUCUAUUGUAGUAACUCCAAGAUAAACAGUGCUGUUUCCAGCUUCUAUUGUAUUAAGUCCAAGAUAAACAAUACUCUUUCCUGCUUCUACUGUAGUAACUCCAAGAUAAACAGUACUGUUUCCUGCUUCUUCUGUAGUAGCCCCAUGGUAUUGUUAUUGUUUCCUGCUUCUACUAUUAUAACUCUUAAGAUAAACAAUACUGUUUCCUGCUUCUAUUGUAUUAAGUCCAAGAUAAACAAUAGUCUUUCCUGCUUCUACUGUAGUAACUCCAAGAUAAAUAGUGGUGUUUCCUGCUUCUUCUGUAAUAACUCCAAGAUAAACAAUACUUUUUCCUUCUAUUACUGUAGUAACUCCGAGACAAACAAUACUGUUUCACGCUUUUACUGUAGUAACUCCAAUAUAAACAAUACUGUUUCCUGUUUCUUAUAUAGUAACUCCAAGAUAAACAAUACCAUUUCCUGCUUCUGUUGUAUUAAGUCCAAGAUAAACAAUACUAUUUCAUGCUUUUACUGUAGUAACUCCAAGAUAAACAAUACUAUUUCCUGCUUCUGUUGUAUUAAGUCCAAGAUAAACAAUACUAUUUCCUUCUUCUGUUGUAUUAAGUCCAAGAUAAACAGUACCAUUUCCUGCUUCUGUUGUAUUAAGU
This is a messenger RNA of Limulus polyphemus (Atlantic horseshoe crab), 1166 nucleotides long. RefSeq names its product endothelin-converting enzyme homolog. NCBI's taxonomy places the organism in Eukaryota, Metazoa, Arthropoda, Merostomata, Xiphosura, Limulidae. Gene Ontology annotation, biological process: protein processing. The coding region runs from base 10 to 450 and encodes 146 amino acids. Gene Ontology annotation, cellular component: plasma membrane. Gene Ontology annotation, molecular function: metalloendopeptidase activity. The record is from RefSeq and is a predicted model, not a curated record. The transcript is spliced from 4 exons.